Messenger RNA from Pseudozyma hubeiensis SY62, 573 nucleotides. RefSeq names its product ankyrin repeat protein. The transcript has 4 exons. The record is from RefSeq and is a predicted model, not a curated record. The coding region runs from base 1 to 573 and encodes 190 amino acids. Lineage: Eukaryota; Fungi; Basidiomycota; Ustilaginomycetes; Ustilaginales; Ustilaginaceae. Gene Ontology annotation, molecular function: protein binding.
AUGUCGGACCAUCAAGAAAACGACGACGCCGUCCACCAGAUCGACGUCCAGAACAAGAGACUUCUCCACGCAGCGAGGACGGACGAUCUUGAUCUGCUGCAAGAGAUCAUCUCCUCCGGCGCCUUUGAUGCCAACCACAGCGAUGGAGUAGGGCGCAAUGCUCUCCACUACGCUGCUGCCCAACAGUCGACACAAGUCCUACCUGAGAUCCUCAACCUGGAAAUCGAUGUCGACUAUCAGGAUCGCACCAACGCCGAUACACCGCUGCAUGCUGCUGUCAACGUCGAUAUUCCAGACGGUGAAGCGGCAAAGGAGGUGGAAGAGAUCAGGAACUGGAUCGUCAACGAGCUAUUGGAAGCAGGUGCAGACCCAACAAUUCCCAACAAAGACGGCGACUUGCCAGCAGACCUCCUCUCCUAUGGCACCAAAUCACGAUCGCAGCUCGGCCAAGACCUGGUCGCAAGAUUGAAGAGAGGUCAGGCUGAGAUGCAGAUCAGCGCGGGCGAUAUUGCCAAUGACGAUGACGUUGCUGAUGAUGGCGAAGGAAGCGAAGGCACACCAUCAGAAGAGUAA